Messenger RNA from Plenodomus lingam JN3, 948 nucleotides. RefSeq lists its product as uncharacterized. Gene Ontology annotation, molecular function: oxidoreductase activity. NCBI's taxonomy places the organism in Eukaryota, Fungi, Ascomycota, Dothideomycetes, Pleosporales, Leptosphaeriaceae. The record is from RefSeq and is a predicted model, not a curated record. Gene Ontology annotation, cellular component: mitochondrion.
AUGCCCCAGACCCGCUCUGCCAAAUCCAUUCUGAGCCACCAAGAGCGGACGUCGAGCGAGCCUCGCGAGAAUGAUAUCCACGCGGCCAUUGUCUCUAGGGUGACGACAGUCAACGACCGAAUCAAGACGUUCAGAUUCGAUAUCAAAGACAAGAACGGCUUCAACUUCCUUCCAGGCCAGUGGCUUGACGUCUUCGUGCCCGAUGUCGAAAAGGCGGGCGGCUUCACCAUCACAUCGUCGCCGCGAGAGGCCCUCGCGCAAUCAAAUCCAGACCACGUGCCCUAUUUCGAGCUUGCGAUUCAGAAAAGUCCCGAGAAUCCGCCUGCGGCAUGGCUCUGGAAGCCAGAGGAAGAGAUACUCGGGCAAGAAGUACAUGUGCGCGUGGGCGGUAGCUUUGUCUGGCCCCCCCAGGGCAUAGACGUGAAGAAGAUAAAGCGCGUUGUCUUCAUCGCUGGAGGCGUUGGCAUCAAUCCCUUCAUGUCGAUGAUGUCGUAUAUUAACCAGAACUACGCCAACCUCGAAGUCCGCCUGCUUUACUCGACGAAAGUACCCUCGCGCAAGACUGAUCCCAGCGAGAUAUUGUUCCUUCCUGAGAUUCUAGAUUUGUUCCGUAUACCACGUUCGGAGACGACGAGAGAUCGGCUCGAGCUGUUCUUUACAGGCUGUCGCGACGGGUCCGAGAUGGGCACAGCAGAGGGCGAUCUCAUCCACCCACUGAUGUCGUUGACCCUGCCGAAGAUUGAUCCGGAGACCGAGGUGCCCGUGACUGCGUGGACACACCGCAUCGACGACAUUGCCCUAUCGAGCGCGGUGGGCAACAAGAAGGAGGCGCAAUCCACCCUCUUUUAUGUUUGCGGACCGCCAGAGAUGACGGACGAUGUGGUCCAGCAUCUGAAGCAGCAACAGGAUGUCCUGCCAGAGCGGGUACUGUGUGAGAAGUGGUGGUAG